Molecule: messenger RNA, 1606 nt
Organism: Drosophila busckii
Lineage: Eukaryota; Metazoa; Arthropoda; Insecta; Diptera; Drosophilidae
Product: N-acetyl-D-glucosamine kinase
Exons: 5
Coding region: 156-1211 (351 amino acids)
Molecular function (GO): N-acetylglucosamine kinase activity
Source: RefSeq, a predicted model, not a curated record
GUAUGGUUUUCGUUUAAAAAACAAUGUUUGCGUCUGCUUGAAAUAUUUUAAGUGUGAGCCUCGUUCUGUUUGGACGUAACCCUGCUAUAUAUAAAGCUGCAUUGGCGGGAUAACUGCUUUGUCAACAAGGAUUGAACUACGCCCAUAUCAACAAAAUGAGAUAUUUUGGCGGUGUUGAAGGCGGAGCCACACACUCCAGACUAGUCAUCUGUGAUGAAACUGGCAAUGCAGUGGGUACUACCAGCGGCUUGGGCACCAAUCACUGGGGCAUUGGCAUACCCGAAUGCGCUCGCCGCAUUGCGGAUAUGGUGGAGCGUGCCAAGGAGGAGGCCAACAUAUGCAAAGACACACCACUGGCCAGCUUGGGACUGAGUUUAAGCGGCUGUGAGCAGGAAGCUACAAAUCGCGAUUUGGAGCACGAGCUGCGCAGCACUUUUCCCAAUUUGGCCAAAAGCUAUGCUGUUUCUAGCGAUACCAUGGGCAGUAUGUAUACCGCCUCCUCCAUUGGCGGCAUGGUGCUUAUCUCGGGCACAGGCUCCAAUUGUUUGCUGCGCAAUCCAGAUGGUUCUACUGCCAACUGCGGGGGAUGGGGUAAUUUUCUAGGCGACGAGGGUGGCGCUUGGUUCAUAUCCUAUCGCGCUGUGAAAGUCGUGUUCGAUCACUUGGACAACUUUGAGAAAUCAAGGUUUCCCAUUGAGCAAACCUGGACGCUUAUUAGGGAGCACUUCAGCAUCGAAACCCGUUACGAUAUGCUGACACACUGCUAUGCGAAGUUUGAUAAACCCUUCUUUGCCACACUGUGCAAAAAGUUGGCCAUAAUAGCUGAUAACGGUGACCAGCUGGCCAUGUCGCUUUUCCAGGAGGCUGGCGUGCAUUUGGCACGAAUGAUCAAGGCGCUGCUGCCUAGUGUUAGCAAGGAGCUAGUGGAGUCUGGCGAUCUAAGCGUUGUAUGUGUGGGCUCUGUUUGGAGCAGUUUCAAUCUGCUAAAGGAGGCUUUCAUAAAGGAACUUGCAAAGACAAGUAUUGCCUUUAAUCUGAAACUAGUGCAAAUCACUAAAAGCAGUGCCUAUGGAGCUUGCUACUUGGGUGCGGACAGCGCCAAAUUCAAUUUGCCACGCAACUAUGCUGACAACUUCAGCGUACUGUACGUCUACAAAGGCAGUGCGGCAGCUUCAAAUGGUAUUGCCAAAGCCGCCUGCAACUGCGAGUAAAGAUUACUAAACGUUAUAAGCGUGCAUUCCAAGUUAGUUAAUAAGUGAAACUAAUUGACUAUAGUUAAAUGUUUGUUAGAAAUACGUAUGAAAAUUUUAUUCGAUAAAGUUCAUUGUAUUGAGUAUAUUGUGUAUAGCAUUUAUAUUUUAAUGUUUGUUUGUCAAUUCAAUUAGAUUCAUUGCUAUGGUUUCUUUAAUGUGCUACCUUCCUCUUGUUUAACUUGCUGUCAAGCCAAUGAAUGUGUGUUGUCUUUGUUUUACAUCGAAUUUAUCUUUGGCUGUUUUCAUUUAUAUAUUUUUGUCAUCUUUGAAACUAAACGAGCAUUAAUUCAAAAGCAGUGGCGCACUUACAAUAAUACAAGACAUACAUAGUUUCAUGUAAUAAAUGUUAAAUC